CUCGCUGGUCCCAGAAGGCGCCGGGUUUCCCAAGAUGGCGGCCGACGUGUCCGUUACUCACCGGCCGCCGCUCAGCCCGGAGGCGGAGGCCGAAGCGGAAACUCCCGAGACCGCCGAUCGUCGAGCGCCUGAACAAGAGUUGCUACCGCUCGAUCCGGAAGAGAUCCGGAAACGCCUGGAACAUACUGAACGCCAGUUCCGUAACCGCCGCAAGAUACUGAUCCGAGGCCUCCCGGGGGACGUGACCAACCAGGAAGUACAUGAUCUUCUGAGCGACUACGAACUCAAGUACUGUUUUGUGGACAAAUACAAAGGGACAGCUUUUGUGACCCUACUGAAUGGGGAGCAGGCUGAAGCUGCCAUCAACGCCUUCCACCAGAGCCGCCUUCGAGAGCGGGAGCUGUCAGUUCAGUUGCAGCCUACCGAUGCUCUAUUGUGCGUGGCCAACCUGCCACCCAGCCUGACACAGGCACAGUUUGAGGAGCUGGUGCGGCCCUUUGGCAGCCUGGAGCGCUGCUUCCUAGUGUACAGCGAGCGAACAGGCCACUCUAAGGGCUAUGGCUUUGCAGAGUACAUGAAGAAAGACUCGGCUGCCAGGGCCAAGUCCGAUUUGUUGGGCAAGCCACUGGGCCCACGCACAUUGUAUGUGCACUGGACAGAUGCAGGGCAGCUGACUCCUGCCUUGUUGCACUCCCGGUGCCUCUGUGUGGACCACCUGCCACCAGGCUUCAGUGAUGUGGAUGCUCUGCGCCAGGCACUGUCAGCCGUCUAUACCCCCACCUUCUGUCAGCUGGCAUGUGGCCAGGAUGGGCAGCUGAAGGGCUUUGCAGUACUGGAGUACGAGACAGCAGAGAUGGCAGAGGCUGCACAACAGCGGGCAGAUGGCCUGGCCCUGGGUGGCUGUCACCUACGUGUGUCCUUCUGUGCUCCAGGUCCCCCUGGCCGCAGCAUGCUGGCAGCACUCAUUGCUGCCCAGGCCACGGCUCUCAAUCGAGGCAAGGGACUCCUGCCUGAGCCAAACAUCCUGCAGCUAUUGAACAACCUGGGCCCAUCUGCCUCCCUCCAGCUGCUCCUCAACCCUCUGCUGCAUGGAGGCACCAGUGGCAAGCAGGGCCUCUUGGGUGCACCCCCUGCCAUGCCACUGCUUAGUGGGCCUGCCCUGUCUACUGCACUACUGCAGCUAGCCCUGCAAAGCCAGAGCCAGAAGAAGCCUGGGAUCCUGGGAGACUCACCUCUGGGUACCCUCCAGGCCGGGACCCAACCUGCCAACUCCCUCCUUGGGGAGCUGUCUGCAGGGGGGGGCCUGGCCCCGGAACUGCCGCCCCGCCGAGGGAAGCCACAACCCUUACUACCACCACUGCUGGGCCCUUCUGGGGGUGACCGGGAGCCCAUGGGUCUGGGUCCCCCAGCAUCCCAGCUCACUCCACCCCCAGCCCCUGUGGGGCUCCGAGGCUCCAGUCUUAGAGGUCUCCCGAAGGACAGUGGGCCCCUGCCAACACCCCCUGGGGUCUCACUGUUGGGGGAGCCCCCAAAGGACUACCGCAUCCCCUUGAACCCCUACCUGAAUCUGCACAGCCUGCUUCCAUCCAGCAACCUGGCAGGCAAGGAGACCCGGGGCUGGGGAGGCUCUGGGAGAGGCCGCCGCCCAGCUGAGCCACCGUUGCCCAGCCCUGCAGUUCCUGGUGGAGGCAGUGGUAGCAACAAUGGUAGCAAAGCCUUCCAGAUGAAGUCCCGCCUGCUUAGCCCCAUUGCCAGCAACCGCCUGCCCCCUGAGCCAGGGCUGCCUGACAGCUAUGGCUUUGAUUACCCCUCGGAUGUGGGACCUCGACGGCUCUUCUCCCACCCUCGGGAGCCAGCCCUAGGGCCUCAUGGACCCAGCCGACACAAGAUGUCCCCCCCACCUAGCAGCUUCAAUGAGCCUCGGAGUGGUGGAGGAAGUGGGGGACCCCUCUCUCAUUUUUAUUCCGGUUCACCCAACUCUUACUUCACCAGUGGCCUACAGGCUGGCCUCAAGCAGAGCCACCUCAACAAGGCUGUUGGUUCCUCCCCAAUGGGCUCCAGUGAAGGGCUCCUGGGCCUUGGCCCUGGGCCCAAUGGUCACAGCCACCUGCUAAAGACCCCACUGGGCGGCCAGAAGCGCAGUUUUUCCCACCUGCUCCCCUCGCCUGAGCCCAGCCCAGAGGGCAGCUACGUGGGCCAGCACUCCCAGGGCCUCGGCGGCCACUACGCGGACUCCUACCUGAAGCGGAAGAGGAUUUUCUAAAGACGUCGGCGCCAGAGAUGCUCCAAGGGCCUGCACCGAAUUGCUUUUGGGUUUUUCUGGUGUUUGUGUUUUUGUGGGAUUUUAUUUUUAUUAUUUUUUUUAAUAUCCUUUCUUUGGGUAAUAGAGAAAUCUCUGAAAAAGAC
This is a messenger RNA of Cricetulus griseus (Chinese hamster), 2406 nucleotides long. NCBI's taxonomy places the organism in Eukaryota, Metazoa, Chordata, Mammalia, Rodentia, Cricetidae. The record is from RefSeq and is a predicted model, not a curated record.